Colletotrichum destructivum is the source of this 3941-nucleotide messenger RNA. Its product is annotated as Putative methylenetetrahydrofolate reductase, FAD-linked oxidoreductase. Gene Ontology annotation, cellular component: cytosol. NCBI's taxonomy places the organism in Eukaryota, Fungi, Ascomycota, Sordariomycetes, Glomerellales, Glomerellaceae. The coding region runs from base 263 to 2107 and encodes 614 amino acids. Gene Ontology annotation, biological process: tetrahydrofolate interconversion. The transcript has 3 exons. Gene Ontology annotation, molecular function: methylenetetrahydrofolate reductase [NAD(P)H] activity; FAD binding. The record is from RefSeq and is a predicted model, not a curated record.
AAAUUUCCAACUUUCUUCCUCCUUCACACCUAUGCUCCUGUUUCCUUGAAGUGAUCUUUUUUAUUUUAUUUUGGGAAAUUGGGAAAUCGGAUACACCGCAGAUCCGGGGAUGUGCUAGGAGCGAAUUGAAUCGCACACAACAACCAAGAGAUUGACUACCCUCGACGAGCCCACGGAGCCCCCCCGGUGGCCAUUCUUCACUUACUCUUCUUCUUCUUCUUCUUGAAACGCCUCGAACCUCGCCAACUCCACAACAGCCAACAUGCAUAUUAAGUCCAUGCUCGACGAGACCCGGAGGACGGGCGAGCCCUCAUUCUCCUUCGAGUAUUUCCCGCCCAAGACCGCCCAGGGUGUCCAGAAUCUCUACGACCGUAUGGAGCGCAUGUACCAUUUCGGACCCAAGUUCAUUGACAUCACAUGGGGUGCCGGCGGCCGUAUCGCUGAGUUGACCUGCGAGAUGGUCCUCCAGGCCCAAUCCAUCUACGGCCUCGAGACCUGCAUGCACCUGACUUGUACAGACAUGGGCCUGGAGAAGGUCAAUGACGCCCUCCGCAAGGCCUACAAGGCCGGCUGCACCAACAUUUUGGCCCUGCGCGGAGACCCCCCGAGAGAGCAGGAGAAGUGGGAGGCCACCGAUGACGGGUUCCGCUAUGCAAAAGACUUGGUCAAGCACAUUCGUGCCACCUACCACGACCACUUCGAUAUUGGUGUCGCUGGCUACCCUGAGGGCUGCGACGACAACAAGGACGAGGAACAGCUGCUGGACCACUUGAAGGAGAAGGUCGACAUGGGUGCCAGCUUCAUCGUCACGCAAAUGUUCUAUGACGGCGACAACUUUGUCCGCUGGGUUGGCAAAGUCCGCGAGCGUGGCAUCAACGUCCCAAUCAUCCCCGGCAUUAUGCCCAUUGCCACGUACGCCAGCUUCAUCCGCCGCGCCAAGCACAUGAACUGCAAGGUCCCCGAUGACUGGAUGGCUGCUCUUGAGCCCAUCAAGAACGACGAUGUUGCCGUCAGAGAAGUCGGAAAGGGCCUUGUUGCCGACAUGUGCCGCAAGAUUGUUGCCGCCGGCAUUCACCAUUUGCACUUCUACACCAUGAAUCUCGCCCAGGCCACGAGAAUGGUCCUCGAGGAGCUUAACUGGAUGCCCACAAGUGAUCGUCCCGUGAAGCAUGCACUGCCCUGGAAGCAGUCGCUUGCUCACGGCCGCAGAGAGGAGGACGUGCGCCCCAUCUUCUGGAAGGGCCGCAACAAGUCCUACGUGCUCCGCACUCAGGACUGGGACGAGUUCCCCAACGGUCGCUGGGGUGACUCUCGGUCUCCCGCCUUCGGUGAGCUGGAUGCCUACGGCAUUGGCCUGACGGGCACCAAUGAGCAAAACCGGAAGAAGUGGGGUGAGCCUAGGUCCAUCAAGGAUGUCGCCAACAUCUUCGUCCGUUAUCUAGAGACGGAGCUUGAUUCACUCCCGUGGAGCGAGGCGCCCCUGACCAGUGAAGCGGACCCCAUUCGGGAAGAGCUCAUCGGGUUGAACAAGCGCGGUCUGCUCACUAUCAACUCUCAGCCUGCCGUUGACGGCGUGAAGUCGACUCACCCCGUGCAUGGCUGGGGUCCGGCAAACGGUUACGUCUACCAGAAGGCCUACCUCGAGCUCCUGGUUCAUCCCGAUGUGUACGCCGAGAUCGUCUCCCGCGUUGAGAAGAACCCCGAUAUGACUUAUUACGCCACUACUAAGAAUGGCAGUCUGAAGUACAACGCAACACACGACAGCCCCAACGCCGUCACCUGGGGUGUCUUCCCCGGCAAGGAGAUUGUGCAGCCGACCAUUGUCGAAGGUAUCAGCUUCAUGGCUUGGAAGGACGAGGCCUUCCGUCUCGGUAUUGACUGGGCACACUGCUUUGAGGCUGGUACUCCCAGCAGAGUGCUGAUUGAGCGUAUUAUGAAUGAGUGGUACCUCAUCAACAUUGUCAACAACGACUUUCACCAAAAGACGGCCCUCUUCGACAUGCUCGAAGGACUAGAGGUGAAGGAAUACGCCGAUAUCCCUGCCGAGCCCCAGACCAAUGGAGCAGUAGAGACCAACGGCAACUCUAUCUCAGCCACCGCCAACUAACGGCUAUUUCUGACUUGUGUUUAACACACACCCCCCUUUUACUAUUUUCUAAGUAUGCAUCAUGAUCGGCGUUUUCAACAGGGCAAAGGGAUGGGCGGGGGUCACUAUGUGUUUUUUCAACAAAAAGGCACUGUUUACACGCAACACGGAUUCACCCACGGCAUUACAAGCGGCCAAUGCAUCAGUGGAGGUGAACUGAACGAAAUCUGACAUAACACCCAUGUCAAAAAAGAGAAGAGGAAAGGGAAGGGCUAGCAAAGGAGCAACUGCAUAUAUCUCAACGAUACCCCCACAAACGGACCAUGACUUUUUUUUUCCCCAACGAAAAAAAAAGAAGGUUUAGGAAAAUCACACACCACACAAACACCAGAGGAGUUCAACACGGGUUUUAUUAUUUUAUAGAUGAUUUAUUUUUUUCUCCUUCCACCGCUCAGGAUUUUCUGCGUUUUUGUAGCGGCACACCCUGUAUGCUAUAAGAUGGGGAGAUGACGAUUGAGACGCAGAAUGGAAUGAUGACGAUCAGGAGGUGGGAGACGAGGAUGAGAUGGGAUGCAGUGGACUGGAGAGGCGGCGGACGGAGAGGGAUUCCGUUGGCUACGAGCCUUAUCUAGUCUCGUAUCAAAGCCGAAUCAACCUGGGCUUCACUAUUCCCCCACCGCUUAUACAUCUACAUACCUACCUAGGUAUUCAUUGGAACUGAUUUCCAUGACUGGUGAUCCGCCUAGCUAGCCGCUAUUUUCCGCUAAUGUGAGGCUAUGUUUUGUCUUGAUCGUCGGUCAGAAAACAAUGCACGCCCAGCGUUUUCGGCGCAGGAAGAGGGAAGGGCUUUAGGAGUCUCCUAGUUCAUUUCCGCGUAUCGGUCUCUACCCCUAUCGCAAAUAUCUGGUCGAUGGCAGGUGUGCGGCAGCAAUACAUCGUAUUCCUCUUCUCCGCAAAUACCACCAUCGCUUGGAGUAGAUCAGCGAAGUCGUCCAUGUCCGAAGCCUUCCAACCUAUGUCUCGCAAGAUGGAGCUUCUGACCUAUGAUUUUCAAGCUUCUCAAAUGGCAGUACCAUGGUCCGCAAUGGCAUGCUCGCCCUUCUGGGCCUCGCAGUCGCACCCAAAUUCCUUCCUGAAGGUCUCCACCGCCAUAUCACCCAACUGUUCGAUCGCCGCCUUCGCGGCCGCGAUCUUGGCAUAUCUUCCACUAGCCGCCGCCGCGUGAAAGUAGAUUUGCCCGUGCAGUACGACGCCGCAGAGAAUCUGGGAACUGGUGAUGGCGGCGGCUCCGCCCUCUUCGACGGUUGGCGCGACUUCGCUAACCAUCAGGCGCCACUCCUGACAUCCAAAGCCGUCUUGCAGGAUGUGGGUGAGGUUCGUGACCGGGUGACGGCUGGCGAAAGAAUCGUAUAGCGCCAUGUCCGUGAAGAAAGGCCGGAUGUGCGUGUCGAAAAAUACGCGGACUUGGCUGUAAUCGUAGCCCGAGUCGAUGAAGAUGGCGCCAAUGUAGGCUUCGACGACGUCGGAAAGAUACUUGGGCGCGUGCUGAACAUGGAUCCAGUAAGCUUGCGUGAAUGUCCCGUCAGCUUCCCCGUCUUUCUUGGCGCUCUCAAGCGAGACGACAAAGUCAUGGGUCUGAUUCAGCAGCGACGCGUGACCAGAUAGGACGUGCUUGUGAAGGCCAAGCUUGACGCAAAGACUUGCCAGGAAUUGAUUGCUGACCAUGGCUGUCUUGUGCUCCGUGAGCCACUGAGGAUCAGCAUCCGGGAACUUGUGGAAGAGAAAGUCCACGCAAACCAUGUCAAGCAGGGCGUCACCAAGGAACUCCAGACGCUGGUAGUCGGGCAGAUUCUCG